This is a messenger RNA of Phoenix dactylifera (date palm), 3561 nucleotides long. Lineage: Eukaryota; Viridiplantae; Streptophyta; Magnoliopsida; Arecales; Arecaceae. The record is from RefSeq and is a predicted model, not a curated record.
UGAGCAAUAGGGGGGGUGUAUAUAGAACUACCCGAGAAUAAGGGCACGCGACCACUGGCAUCGCUCAAAUCGACGAAAUACGUCAAAUAUAUCAUUAUUUUAUUAUUCUUCAUUUCGGUAGCGUGUGCGGUAUACAUAAUUUUAGGAUUGGGCUUUUAGUUUCCUUUGGCCGAUAGCGAUGCUUCAGCUUUUCCGAUAGGUGUUACGUCAUCCGUGACAAACGAGUUCGCCUGGUAUCUUUCCGGCCGAAGAAUGACUGGCCUUCCUUCGCAACACCGUCCGUUGUAGAACAUACGAAAAUUUUGAAUAGGUCCGACCAGAUGACGCGGCCCAACUGCCACCUUAUCCUCUAAUUUAUCCAACAAAUCAGCUCUCAAGGUUAGAAGUACUACAAGCCUUAUAACUUCAUAAGAAUCAAAAGCCGUUUAGAGUCCACAACCUUUUUUUUCGAAAUGGAGCUAUUUGGGAAGAUGUGCAGGCUCCCUGCUGCCCUACUAUUUCUCUCCUUAAUCCUUUCCUCUCUCUUCUCUCUCUCCAUUGGAGGCGACGUCCUGACUCCAACCCAGCCCCUCUACGACGGCCAAAUCCUGAUCUCAGCGGGGGAGAGAUUCACCUUAGGCUUCUUCAGCCCUAUCAACACUAACAAUCGUUACGUCGGCAUAUGGUACAAGGUCUCAUCUCAUACCAUCGUGUGGGUUGCCAAUCGCCAGCACCCAAUCUCGGAGCGCAACGGCAGCUUGUCGAUCACCGCUAAUGGAACUCUCAUUAUCACCGACCAGAACUCUAAAACCAUAUGGUCCUCGGGCUCGUCGGGCCUCGCCAGUCCAAUCGCGCAACUCUUAGACGACGGCAAUUUCAUCGUUAAAGAGGCUAAGGGCAAUGGUAAUAUUGUUCCAGGGAGCCUUGCAUGGCAGAGCUUCGACUACCCGACCGACACUAUGCUCCCGGGAAUGAAGCUCGGGUGGAACCUAACGAGUGGCCUCAACCGUAACAUCACAUCAUGGGCCAGUCCUAGUGACCCAGCGCCGGGCCCCUACACCUUGUUUUUGGAUCUUCGUGGUGACCCCCAAGGAUUUUUAUUGCAAGACUCAAAGCAACAGUUUCGCACCGGGCCAUGGAACGGGCAAAGCUUCAGUGGCAUCCCAGAUAUUAUACGUUAUAAGGUCAUCAUAGUAAACUUUGUCAUCAAGAACAACGAGGUCUUCUUCAUGUACAACAUCACCAGCACGUCCAUCAUCGCGAGGCAUACGGUGAACUACACCGGCCAGGUCCAACGCCUUGUCUGGCUUGAUGACAGCCAAAUGUGGAGCGUCUACAUGUCUAAGCCGAAGGACCUAUGCGACUAUGUAUCACAAUGCGGGGCUUACGGGGUCUGUAAUCCGGACGACUCACCGGUAUGUACUUGUUUGCAGGGAUUUAAGCCUAGGUCGCCGAGAAAUUGGGAUCUCAGAGAAGGGAAAGACGGGUGUGCGAGGAUGACAGAGCUGGACUGCCAGAAUGGGACUGAUGGGUUUGUGACAAUACAAGAAGUAAAGCUGCCGGACACAUCGAGGUCGACGGUGGACUGGAGCAUGGGAUUGGAUGAGUGUCGGGUGAUGUGCUUGAGGAAUUGUUCAUGCACGGCCUAUGUUAGUGCUUAUAUCAACGGCACUGGAUGUAUAAUUUGGACGACGGAGCUCACUGAUAUUAGGGUGUUUACCUUUGGUAGACAGGAUCUCUACGUCCGACUAGCAGCAGCCGAUCUAGCCCUGGGAUCAGGACAUUCACGUUCACGUACUAUAGCUGGGAUUGUGGUGGGCUUUGUUGCGGGGAUUCUACUGCUUGCUGUGGUGGGUGUUUGCGUUCGAAUAAAGAGAAGGAGAAGAACAGCAACUACCUCAGGUGUCAUUCCCUUCGCUAGUCACCGCAACAACGAAUACAAGGACGGCAAGGACUGGGAGCUUCCUCUAUUUGAUCUGAGGACAAUCAUUGUAGCGACCGACAACUUCUCAAUCCAAAACAAGCUUGGAAAGGGUGGCUUCGGUCCCGUGUACAAGGGAAUGCUUGGAGAGGAGCAAGAAAUAGCUGUGAAGAGGCUUUCAAAGACUUCGGCACAGGGUGCUGAUGAAUUCAUGAAUCAAGUGAUGCUGAUUGCCAAGCUUCAGCACCGAAACCUAGUUCGGCUUCUUGGUUGCUGCUCUCAAGGAGAGGAAAGGAUGCUGGUAUAUGAAUACAUGCCUAAUAAAAGCUUGGACGCCUUCCUGUUUGAUCAUUCACAUUCACAUACCAUAGCUGGGAUUGUGGUGGGCUCUAUUGCGGGGAUUCUGCUACUUGCUGUGGCGGCCAUUUGCGUUCGAAUGAAGAGAAGGAGAAGAACAGCAGCUACCUUAGGUGGCAUUCCCUUCGCUAGUCACCGCAACAACGAAUACAAGGACGGCAAAAAUUGGGAGCUUCCUCUAUUUGAUCUGGGGACAAUCAUUGCAGCGACCGACAACUUCUCAAUCAAAAACAAGCUUGGAAAGGGUGGCUUCGGUCCCGUGUACAAAGGAAUGCUUGGAGAGGAGCAAGAAAUAGCUGUGAAGAGGCUUUCAAAGACUUCAGCGCAGGGCACUGAUGAAUUCAUGAAUGAAGUGAUGCUGAUUGCCAAGCUUCAGCACCGAAACCUAGUUCGGCUUCUGGGUUGCUGCUCUCAAGGAGAGGAAAGGAUGCUGGUAUAUGAAUACAUGCCUAAUAAAAGCUUGGACGCCUUCCUGUUUGAUAAAGAUAAAGGUGUGUUACUGGAUUGGCAAACCCGAUACAACAUUAUAGAAGGGAUUGCUCAAGGUCUUCUCUACCUACACCGAGACUCGAGACUUAGAAUUAUUCACAGGGAUCUUAAAGCGAGUAACAUUCUUCUUGAUAAAGAUAUGAACCCUAAAAUAUCAGACUUCGGCUUGGCAAGAAUAUUUCGAGGGGAUGAGACCGCACUAAAUACUCGGAGAGUUGUGGGGACGUAUGGAUACAUGUCUCCUGAGUAUGCCAUGGAUGGUGUCUUCUCGGUGAAAUUUGAUGUAUUCAGUUUUGGUGUCUUAGUACUUGAAAUAAUUAGUGGCAAGAAGAACAGAGGCGUUUCCAUAUCCGAGUAUGAAGGAAACCUUCUAGCACAUGCUUGGAGUUUAUGGAUGCAUGGUAAUGGCUUGGAACUGGUGGAUAAAUCAAUCAGCCACUCAAUUUCCAUGGUUGAAGCCUUGAACUGUAUAAAGGUUGGCUUAUUGUCUGUUCAAGAAAGUCCAAAAGACAGGCCGACGAUGUCCUCUGUGGUGUUGAUGUUGGGCUCCAAGGAUGCAUCCUUGCCAGAUCCUAAACAUCCUGGUUUUUUUCCAACAAAAGCUUCCUCGAAAACCGAGUCAUCAAAAAGCAAGACAAACUCUGCAAGUAUAAAUGAAUUAUCGGUUACAAUAGUUGAAGGUCGGUGACUAUUAGAUCUAGGUGGUAAAAUUUUCUCAUACCAAAGACAAGCUAUGAAAAGUUCUCGUUCUUUCAGUGUCUAUGCAUUUCUUUCAGCUAUCUCAAAUUCUAAUCACAAGUCAGCAGACCAUUAGU